Molecule: messenger RNA, 363 nt
Organism: Podospora anserina S mat+
Lineage: Eukaryota; Fungi; Ascomycota; Sordariomycetes; Sordariales; Podosporaceae
Exons: 4
Coding region: 1-363 (120 amino acids)
Source: RefSeq, a predicted model, not a curated record
AUGCCGCAGGAUAUGCCGCCUGUUGGGGGGUAUGGGGCUGUGCAGUACAAGCGCAACCUCCCCGCCCACGGCCUUUUCCGUCCCCGUAACCUUAUCCUCGCCUCGGCAGGCCUGAUGGUCUACGGCUGGUACCAGCUUGUUGUGGGUGUCAGAGAGAUGAAUGAAAUGGCCCGCGAAAAGAUGUGGGCGCGCAUCCACCUCAUCCCUAUGCUCCAGGCCGAGUGCGACCGCGACCUUGUCCGCAGACACCUGGCUGACCAGGCGAGGGAGAAGGAGCUGUUGGGGGAGAACUUUAAGGUUUACAACUCUGAUAGAUACGUCCGGCCUACCUUUGCGGCUGUGCCUCAGCAUGUUACGAAAUAG